AUGGAGGAUUGGCGCGUCGUGGUGAGGCAGGACCACGGCCAGAGGCCGGCGAGCGAUGGAGGCCAAGGUGCGACAAUACAGACCAUCACGAACCCAACAAGCACGGCUGGGGGGCAGGGAGGGCAACUUCCACCCUCGACCACGAGCAGCCAGGCAGCGUCCGUACCGACAAUUUCGACCAACUACGUCAAGUUCAAGGAAGACAGCAUAUUUGUACCCGGCACCAACACGUUUGGCGGUGGCACUUCCGACCGCAUUUUCGUCGCAGAACAGUUGAAACUCAAUGCUGUAGACUUCGCCUAUUCUUGGGAGGAUAGCAGCUUCGAGCCCCUCAACGUAUCAUUGAUAGUGGUGCAAAACAACAAUAAUGUCGACCGCACAAACGCCAGCAGCUCAAGCAGCUCAAGCAGCUCAUCCCUAUCUUUAACAAGCGGGUCUAUAAAGUUCAAUUACACCAAGUUGACUAUGGGCGCCGAGGAGGGCCAAAGCAGCGCACAAUCCAGCGUGGACGGCGUCGUCCUCGCCCUGGACAUGUAUUGGCAGUCCAAAGGCAAAUCUCUCAUUGGACACUCCUACUCCCCAUACUUUGGUAUCCUUGCAAAUGCACAGAGCUCCAGAGCCAGUGCCCUCCAGGAUCAGAUUACCAACACUUACGGGACUAAUGGGGACGGUCGAGAUGCCGACGUUACUACGCUUGCCAGCCCAUCGAGUAGCAGCACCAACACGGCCAGCGAAGGCCAAAGCAACCCCUCGAGCGGCGGCGGUGGUGGCGGUCUGAGCACAGGAGCCAUCGUGGGCAUCGCCAUCGGCGGCGCGGCCGGCCUGGCCAUCAUCGCCCUCGUCGCAUGGUUCCUGCUGCGACGCCGCAAGAGCAAGUCGCAGAUCGUGGACACGCACGGCGCCUCCAACGCCUACAUCGCCGACAAGGACUCGACCGCCCAGUCGCCGCAGUCCCCCUACGCCGACGACGUCAUCCACAACCCCCGCGCCGACAGCUCGUCCCUCCACAACGCCCACGCCGACAACGUCCCCGGCCCCCGCGACGGCAGCGGCACGGCGACGCCCUCGGGACUCUCGCGUAACGUCGCUCACUUGGUCGAGGAAGGUAUGACGGCGGACGACAUCGCGCGGCUGGAAGAGGAGGAGAGGCAACUCGAUGACGAAAUCGAACGUGCCGCCAGUCAAGCAGCGCGGCGGUAG
Clonostachys byssicola is the source of this 1200-nucleotide messenger RNA. The record is from the annotation of a GenBank genome assembly. NCBI's taxonomy places the organism in Eukaryota, Fungi, Ascomycota, Sordariomycetes, Hypocreales, Bionectriaceae.